This is a messenger RNA of Python bivittatus (Burmese python), 4896 nucleotides long. RefSeq names its product microtubule associated tyrosine carboxypeptidase 1 (gene MATCAP1). The record is from RefSeq and is a predicted model, not a curated record. NCBI's taxonomy places the organism in Eukaryota, Metazoa, Chordata, Lepidosauria, Squamata, Pythonidae.
CGGCGGCGGCCCUGGCUCCGAGUGGAAGGACGGUGCAGCAGAGCGCCGAAGGAAGCCACUCUGGGCGUGGUCGGCGCGCUUUCGGGGGGCGGCUGGGACUGGAGUGGGAGUGGGAGGGCCGGCAGACGUCCUCCGUCCUCUCGGGCUCCACAGCCGGGAGCGAGGUUGCAGACGAGCUCAAGCCGCCGUACGAGACCCGACCCGGACCCAAGCGGACGGGGGGCCAGGGGUUGGCUCGGUCCUGCCUGGGAUGCUCAGGCCCAGCCGUUGGUGGCCUCAGCCCCGGCUUGCCGGCGGGACGGUUCCGUGCUGACGUCCUUCAAGGCUGGCGCGUAGCCCGACGGCGAGGCAGCACUCUACAAUCCCAAACUUGGCUUCAUGAGGCACCCCGUGGCUACACUGGAGCAAGAUGGUGCUCGACUCUCCAGCCUAUCAUCCACCACUGCAUCCCGAGGUUUUCCAUGCAGACCCACAACUGAAGAGCGGUGGGAAGAAGAAAGAGUGCCCUCCUUGCACCAGGGCGCAGCAGGACCCGCUCCUGUCUCAUCUGUCUCUGGGUCGAAAGGAGUCGGACGCUUCUGGGCCUGGAGGAAGGACCAAGGUGCUGAAACCCCUCCGAGGCCUGGAAGCCCGACCUCCCGUGCGCUCCUGCCUUGCCUUCCAGGGCCCCUGUAGCUGGAUGCAUCGGAGCGAGAGCAGCUGCACGGUGAACCGGAAGGAUUGGGCACGGGGCCAGAUCCGCAGCGCUGCCUCCCUCCCUUACCUGCCCAAGGCCAGGACGGAGGAGGGGGCACACACAGCUGGGAAGAGAAGCCCCUGCUUGCUGGUGGCCCUGCGGCCAGCCAACUUGGAGGCAGAGAGAGAGCGAUUCUUCCGGUCUUCAUGUUCCUACAACCCUCAGUUUGAAUAUGGGGAGUCUGUCCCUGGAACAGUGCUGGAAAAAUACAAGGAGGCCUCUGGGCAGUUCCUUUCACAGGCCAUUGGAAUCAUCAGUGCUGUCCUUGAAAAAUAUGGUACUUACGAGAGCUUUGAGGCCUCCAACGGUGGAAAGCUGCUCACUAAAUGCCAAAUCUGGUCCAUCAUCAGGAAGUAUAUGCAGAAGGAAGGGUGCUCUGGAGAGGUGGUGGUUCAGCUCACAGAAGAUCUCCUUUCCCAAGCAGUCAUGAUGGUGGAAAACAGCCGCCCAACUUUAGCUAUCAACCUCUCUGGAGCUCGUCAGAACUGGCUGGAGGGCAUGCUGCGUCAUGAGAUAGGCACCCACUAUAUCCGCGGAGUCAACAAUACCUACCAACCAUGGCAUAGCAUGGAAGGCCGCAAGCAAUACAGCCUGAAGCCCGCCAAUCCUACGGAGGAAGGGCUGGCGAGCCUGCACAGCGUCCUCUUCCGCAAGCAGCCUUUCCUGUGGAGGGCUGCCCUCCUCUACUACACAGUCUGCCAGGCUGGCCGCAUGUCCUUCUGUGAACUCUUCCACGACUUGGGGCGCUAUGUGCAGGAUGCUGGGGUGCGGUGGGAAUACUGCGUGCGAGCCAAGCGAGGCCAGGCUGACACCUCGUUGCCAGGUUGCUUCAGCAAAGAUCAGGUGUACCUAGAGGGAAUUCUCCAGAUCCUCCGACAUCGACAAACCAUUGAUUUCCGGUUGCUGGCUGCGCUGGGGAAGGUCUCUUAUGAAGAUGUGGAUCAUCUGAAGAAAUACGGGGUGCUAGAGAAGGCCCGAAUCCCCCACUUCAUGCAGGACCUUGAACGGUACAUGCAGCAGCUCAACCACAUUGUCACCACCAAUUGUCUCAAUGAUGAGGAGCUAGAACGGCUGAUGCCUGAGUGAGCUUGGUGUCACUCUUCCAGCUUUUAGUUAUGCUGGACAGAUUGUGCUGAAGUCCCAAAGGAGGAGUGUCUUGUUGGACUGCUGAAAACAAAUCAAUGGCUCAUGUGUUCUAUUUAUUCUUUAUUGAUUGGGGGUAUCUGGUUUUGAGUAUUAAGUGAAGAAAUCAGACUGAGGCCACGACUUUUGUGUGUCCACAGAGAGAAUUCAGCUGCCUCUCAUGGAAUUUUGGCCCUGGGCCAGAGAUGUUUUUAAGCAGAUUUGCAAAGAUCCAUGUCUGGAAUAUGUCUUUCUGUGGACAGAUUAGUACAGGUUGGUUUAGAACUUGCUAAAGAAACCCUAAGCAAUAUUUUCAGGGUUCUCCAAUUGAGACUGUCCUCAUGAUGGCACGAAAGAGCAAAGAUUAAAAAAUGCUGCUUAAUGGCAGGUACAGAGGUUCUUAAGCAUGACUUUGGCAUUUUUGACUCUCUAAUAGAUAUUUGAAAUCACGUCUAUAUCUCUAAUUCAGUCAACUUUCAAUCUUGCCUGGUUGUGCUUGACAAAGUGGCCAGAGAGAGCCAGGAAAGAUGUUAGUUUAUUUCUGGGGGAAUUAUAGUAGAUCACUAAGAAUUUCAGACUCAUUACUAAUGGUUUUACAAUGGCAACAAAAAGUCUUUCUCCCCUUCAAAAUUAGGCGCUUGGGCUCCAUACUGAGCUUGUGCCAAGAGGCACUAUUGCACCUUAAUCCUCAGAAUACAUGGCCCACCACCACAUGCUAGCUUAUUUUUGUACUCAGUGGGCCUGCAGGUUCCAGAACAUGCAAGGAAGAACAUGCAGGACUGAAGUCUGCCCAGUGCUGGUUUCCAAUAAGGACCUUAAGCCAGAUGCCUUUGCUUCUGGGCCUGGACUUUAAGUGCAGAAAAAAAUCUGUGUCUCAAUAGCAAUAGCUACCUUGCCUUCCACAUAGUCAAAGCAUAACCAGCCAACUCCCCCAGCCUUUCUCACAAAUGUAAGGUGUUAAUUAGCUGUCCUUAUUCUUCUGCUAGUUUAAGCUAAGUGUUUAAGAAGAGCCAAGUUUAUUUGGCCCCAAAAACACUGAGAAGGAGAUUGGGCUGCAGAGAGUCAGACUGAGAAGGCCAUUAGGCAAGUGGUCACUUGUGGUGGGGAGGUGGGUAGAAAAAAGGCAAGAUUAUUCCCCAGAAAUAGGCCAUCAUAAUAAAACGUAAAAUGCAGUACAUUUUACAGGCAAUGCUACAACCUCACUGUUAGGGACAGCCCUUGGCUUUAAUAGAUAGCAUGGGAACAAUUCCUUCUUCUGAAGCUCUUUGAUACAAAAAAGGGUGUUGAUCCCCUAAGUCUUUUUUGCAGGCUGCUUAGGAGCAGGAAUUCUCUGCAGAGUUGCAUGUCCGUUUUGCAACCUGAAGGUGGGAGAAGUGUUUUUUCUGCCUCUUUCUGUUGUUGAUGAUGGAGAAAAUGGCUUGCCCUGCCCUUCAAAAGCAGCCUUUGUUAACCCAGUGGCCCUGAUCCCCACCCAGAACUAUAAUACAGUAGCUGGAAGCUGAAGCCCAACCAGUCAGGCCUGGUUUUGAGUAUGUCUCUCCAUUUUCAGGCCAAAGGGCAGACUUUUUGGCGUUUCAAACUUUGCUUGCUUAUGUGUGAACCUUUAACCCUAUUCCUCAGUUUUCUUCAGUUUGACACCCCAUAGAUGAACUGAGACUGAAGCUCUCAGAUUCUUAGCCAGGAUGGCAAGUUUCUAGGCUGCCAUAUCUGCACAGCUAAUUCCUCUUGCAGAAUAAACCAGAGGGCCAAGCAUUUUUCAAAUGAAGGACUAGGCUUGGCCUUUCAAUUAUGUACUUGGGGGCACAUCAAAAUGUAAGGUGACCCAGUGGAAAAGGGUCAGACAGGACCAAAAAAAAUUAUUUCUUUUAAAUUUAACACUAAAUCAAUUAAAUAUGAUUAUCUGAUGUAUAUGGUUUUCCCCAUUUGGCACAAUUCAGUCUGACAGCCACUUUUGGAAAGGCCUUUCAGGGCAGCAAUUUGGGUGAUUUCAUUGCAUUCUUUUUUUCCAUCUGAAUAUGCUGAAUCUGCCAGGGACUUGCAAGAGUUUACAACUGUAAAUCAAUAGUAAAACUUCCCUGGUAGGCAAUGGUCAACAGAACCAAUUAAACAUCCCCAGCAAUAACACCGUAGCAUAAUUAACCAAUAUUAAAAUUAACACCAUAAAACAUCUGAUAAUAACAGCAUAAUUAACCAAUAUUAAAGUAUCAUGAAACAAUCUAAUGAUAUUGACAGAGCAAUAAUUAUCCAAAUAAUGUUUACUGGCAGAUGUAUUCUAUUUUCAACCAUGGCAAAUGAAGGACUGGUAUAAAAUGAGAUUGUAAUUUCAGUGAGUCCCUUUCAAAAGGGUUUAUUUUAUUAGUUUCUGAACAGCUUCCUUGCUGAUACCUUGUGCUGCUGGAAGUUCUUCAGAACAUAGAUGGUCUCCAGGCAUGUGCUGCUUGCCUUUAUUCCACCAGCCCCGCCCACCUCCCCAAAGUCAUUGCUUGGGGAGAGAAGCCAAAUGAAGGGCUGGGCUGUUCCAAAGCCCAGGAAGGAACAGUGCAGCCUCAUUGAGUGGAAGGAGGAGAAAGGAGAGGCUGGUUGGGGAUGCCGCUAAGAACAACAGGAAGGGUUUAGGAACACCUGCGAGGGUAACCCCACUGGGAAGGAAGCAAACAUGAGAGAACGCUGGGAGGAACUGAUCUUGAGAAAAAGGGAGGCUGAAGCGAGCGCUGGGUAUGCGGAUGAUCAAAGGCUAGACAGCUGAAAUAGUUUACCCUUUAGCAUAUUGGGGGAUCCAGACUCCUGUGUGAAGCUGCCCCAGAUUCCUUCUGUCAUAGCAUGUUAUCAUAGCAGCUGUGCUUUCCAGAGUGCUGGGUGAAUGUGGCCACAGGGUGGGUGAAUUCUCAGUACCAAGGAGCAGUUUUCAGAGCUCUUUCCCCAGUUUGGCUCCAUACUCAGAUUUCUUGGGCCACGCAUCCUGGCAAGCCAGCCAAACUGUGGCAGCACCAUGACAUUUAGCAAAAUCCAAAUUUGCCUGUCAGCCCCAAAAGGCUGGA